This is a messenger RNA of Closterium sp. Naga37s-1, 2304 nucleotides long. The record is from the annotation of a GenBank genome assembly. NCBI's taxonomy places the organism in Eukaryota, Viridiplantae, Streptophyta, Zygnematophyceae, Desmidiales, Closteriaceae.
AUGGCAUCAGCAGCUGAUGUGGAUCUUCGCACUUUCUCCCCUUCCCAUGCCUCCAUCCCUCCAACCUCCCCCUCCAACCUUUCCGCCACCCACCCUACUUCCACCCUCCCCGCUUCCAUUCACCCCUCUUCCUCUCACCAUGCUUCCACUCACCCCACUUCCACCACCUCCCACCGAUCCUUCCUCCGAUCGGCUGACGGAACCUUUGAGGCGUCUCAAAAGUCCGCCGGCCACCGAUCGUUCCUGAGAUCGGCUGACGGCACACAGAAGGCCAACCGUGCCGCUUCUGCUGUUGCUGCCGGUCUUGCUGCUGCUGCUGGCGCGGCUGCUGGUGCUGCUGCUGGUGUGGCUGGUGGUGUGGCUGGUGUGGCUGCUGGUGUGGCUGGUGGUGUGGCUGGUGCUGCUGCUGGUGUGGCUGGUGGUGGUGGUGGUGGAGGCAGGAGCAAGAGCAGCUCAGAGGGGUGUAGAGUGGUGAAGCUAGGUGAGGAGGGGCGAGAGGUAGUAGCUGGGUCAAGCCGAGGUGAUGCGAUAGGGUCGAGUGCGGUUGAAAUGGAAGGGGAAGUUCCCUUGGUGGUUUCGGGCAGAAGUAAAAGUGCGGUGUAUGGAAGGAGCUUAGAGAAAGGUGAGGAGGGGUCGGGGAGUGGGAGGCGCCGGGCAUCUGAAGUUCUCCAGGCUGCCCGGUGGGCAGCAAGACAUGCGAAUGCACUGAAGCAGGCCGAAAAAGCAGCGCAGGCAGGAGGAGGAGAAGCAGUAGCAGCAGAAGAAGGAGCAGGAGGAGGAGGAGCAGGAGCAGAGGGAUUAGUAGGAGCAGGAGGAGAAACAAGGUUAAGGGAGCGAACAGGAGGAGAGGGAGUCACGGAAGCAGCAGCAGAAGCAGGAGAUGGGCCUGUUGGUGGUGUAAAACAGCCGCCUAUGCAUUACUGGGUGCCUUUGAAGGGUGACGAUGAGGAGGAGGAGGAGGGGGGUGAGGGCGAGGGUGAGGAGGAGGAGGAGGACGAUGACAGUGAUGCUGCUGCCACGCCAACAUUCGCAGCAGCAAGAACCGGUGCAGCGCAGCAGCAGCAGCAGCAGCAGCAGCAGCAGCAGCAGCAGCAGCAGCAGCAGCAGCAGCAGCAGCAGCAGCCGCACAGCCCAGCAGUGGCAGCCCAGGGCCGCCCCCGUGCAAGGUCGGAAGGAAGCUUGCAUUCCAAGGGGGACGUUUCCGAGCCGACCCUUGUAGUAAAACCCCCCCAAAGGGUUCCUUCUGAGUGCUUUCAAGGGGGAAGCUCCUCCUCCUUCUCCCCCUCACACCCCUCACCCCCCUCACCCCCUUCCCCCUCCUCACCCACCUCACCCUCCUCUCUCCCUGUCCACAAGGCGCGCACCCUUCCCUCCUCUCAAGCUUUAUCCGAGCUCAACCGGCGGGCAGAAUGGGACUUACACGGAGUUAAAACCGCCCCGGAACUAAGGGUGCUAGCACGGCAGUCCUCAGAAGGAAGGAUCCUGGAAAGUGCUGGGAUGGCAGAUGGGAUGAGGCAGGGAGAUGCGGAAGGGGUGGGGCUUGAUCGGAGAGCAAGUGUUGCUGCUACUGCUGCUACUGCUGCUGCUGCUCUUGCUGCUGCUCCUGCUGCUGCUACUGCUCGUCCUGCUUCUACUUCCACGCGCUCUGCUGCUACAGAAGCAGCAAGAGGAGGAGAAGCAGCAGGAGGAGGAGGAGGAGGAGGGGGAGUAGCAGCAGCAGCCAAUGCCGCUGCAGGUGCAUGGGCCUCUCGCCGGUCCCCAUCCCCCAUAUUAGCUGCUGCGAUGCGAGCAUCAGCAACCCUAGAGUUACAGAAGCAGCAGCACCAGAGCCUUAUGAACGUUAGGAACAACAGAUUUUCCUCCUCCUCGUCUUCCUUGCAGCCCUCCUCUGCCUUUACCUCCUCUUCCUCCUCUGCCUUUCCUGUAGCCACCACCAAGUUAACCGCCUACUGCUCCCCUGUCGUCCGCACUCCCACUUCCCUUACUCCCACGAUCUCCAGUAUCGGCCGGCUGUCGAGCGAUCUCGGCCCUUCAUUCGACUCGUCAGAUCUCGCUGCUGCUGUGGCUGCUGCUGCUGCGUCUGGUGGUGGGAUGAGGGGGAGAAGCAGGGGCGUGGGCAUGGGUAUGGGUCCCUCCCCGUUUGUUGCCCGUGCUGCUGCAACUAUGCAGAAGGGAAAUGCCUGCCAGCGGCGGUAUGGUGGUGGUGGCGCUGCUGCUGCUGCUGCUGCUGCUGCUGGUGCUGCUGGUUCUGCUGCUGUUGGGUCAGCCACAGGCCCACUCUCCCCCUCGUUCCUCACCCACUAG